AUGGGUCAAUUCGAAGAUGAAGACCGCCAGUUCGCGGAGGAGGUUCAGGCUGUCAAAGACUGGUGGAAGGACUCGCGCUGGAGAUAUACCAAGCGUCCUUUCACAGCUGAACAGAUUGUCGCGAAGCGUGGCAACCUGAAGAUCGACUACCCGUCCGCUGUCCAGGCUAAGAAGCUCUGGAAUAUUGUGGAGAACAACUUCAAGACAAAGCAAGCGAGCUUCACCUACGGCUGCCUCGAGCCAACCAUGAUUACACAAAUGUGCAAGUUCCUUGACACUAUCUACGUCUCUGGAUGGCAGAGCUCUUCAACUGCCUCGUCCACGGACGAGCCUUCUCCCGAUCUCGACACUGUUCCUCGCAAGGUCAACCAGCUGUUCAUGGCACAGCUUUUCCAUGACCGCAAACAGCGUGAGGAGCGUGUGACCACCCCUAAGGAUAAGCGUGGUAAUGUCGCCAACGUCGACUACCUGCGUCCCAUCAUUGCUGAUGCUGACACUGGUCACGGUGGUUUGACCGCCGUCAUGAAGCUGACCAAGCUCUUUGUUGAGCGCGGUGCGGCUGGUAUUCACAUUGAGGACCAGGCUCCUGGUACCAAGAAGUGCGGUCAUAUGGCCGGUAAGGUGCUGGUUCCCAUCAGCGAGCACAUUAACCGUCUGGUUGCCAUCCGUGCCCAGGCCGAUAUCAUGGGCACUGAUCUCCUGGCCAUUGCCCGUACCGACUCGGAGGCCGCUACCCUCAUCACUUCCACGAUUGACCACCGCGACCAUGCCUUCAUUGUCGGUUCCACCAACCCCAGCCUCCAGCCCUUGAACGAUCUGAUGGUUGCCGCUGAGCAGGCUGGCAAGAAUGGCGCUGAGCUGCAGGCCAUUGAGGACCAGUGGACCGCCCAGGCCGGUCUCAAGCUCUUCAGCGAAGCCGUUAUUGAUACCAUCAAUGCUGGUACCCACGCCGAUAAAAAUGGCUUGAUCCAACAGUUCCUCAAGUCCUCCAAGGGCAAGAGCAACAGCGAAGCUCGCGCCAUUGCCAAGGGCAUCACUGGUGUUGACAUUUUCUGGAACUGGGAUUCGCCCCGUACCCGUGAGGGCUUCUACCGUUACCGGGGUGGUACUCAGUGCGCCGUCAACCGCGCCAUCGCAUACGCACCUUUUGCGGAUCUCAUCUGGAUGGAGAGCAAGCUGCCCGACUAUAACCAGGCUAAGGAGUUUGCCGACGGUGUGCACGCCGUGUGGCCCGAGCAGAAGCUCGCCUAUAACCUGUCGCCUUCGUUCAACUGGAAGAAGGCUAUGCCGCGCGACGAACAAGAAACUUACAUUAAGCGUCUGGGCGAACUUGGCUACUCCUGGCAGUUCAUCACCCUGGCGGGUCUGCACACAACGGCGCUCAUCUCUCACCAGUUCGCCAAGGCGUAUGCGAAGCAUGGCAUGCGCGCCUACGGCGAACUUGUCCAGGAACCCGAGAUGGAGCUAGGAGUGGACGUGGUCACCCACCAGAAGUGGAGCGGUGCUAACUACGUGGACAAUCUCUUGAAGAUGGUCUCCGGUGGCGUCAGUAGCACGGCCGCUAUGGGUAAGGGUGUCACGGAGGACCAGUUCAAGCCUUGA
Messenger RNA from Penicillium maclennaniae, 1602 nucleotides. Its product is annotated as isocitrate lyase 1. The record is from RefSeq and is a predicted model, not a curated record. The transcript is spliced from 4 exons. Gene Ontology annotation, molecular function: isocitrate lyase activity. Lineage: Eukaryota; Fungi; Ascomycota; Eurotiomycetes; Eurotiales; Aspergillaceae. Bases 1 to 1602 code for a protein of 533 amino acids. Gene Ontology annotation, biological process: carboxylic acid metabolic process.